AUGCUGUCCUCCAUCCACCGCAAAGUCUCGGCGCUCGUCCACCCCUCUUCCCCCUCCACCGCCAGCCUGCCUGCCCAAACUCGCUCUCUCAGCGAUACUAAGUGGGAUAUCACGAUCACCUUCAAAGGCGCCAAGGACCUUCCUCGAGGUGACCUGCUGAGCUCUGACCCUUUCUUGGAGGCUUACCUUGGCCCACCUGAGGACAAGGCCUCUCUUUCCUUUGUAACGGGUGUUGAAUGGGCAACGCUGAACCCCAAUUGGAACGCCACCUGGAACCUGCUCAAUGUGAUGGAUGGGAUGGAGCUGCAGAUCCAGGUCAAGGACAAGAACAAGAUGAUGGCCGAUACUGAUCUCGGUCAUGCGUCGUUCGUCCUUGGAGCUCAUCUUGACGGUACCCGGGAACAUUUUAUUGAUCUCUGGAGGCCGAGUGGUCGUCGUCAAGGUCAACUCCUCAUCGAGACGACUGCAAUCAGGAGCUUUGGUGCAUCAGCUGAAUUGAAGGGACCAUCGACCAAGGGCCCAGCUCGCUACUCUCGACACACUAGUUACGCCGCAGGAGUCUUGACAAAGGACAAGAAGCUCGAGUUUUAUGCCUACCGCAUCCGUCUGUACCACCUUGCCGACAUAUUUGGAAUAGACUCUGAGCGUUACCAAGGCUGGAACCGCGACUACGAUGCCAGUCAGCGUAUCUUUGCCCAAACGCUUGAUGGCCAAAACAUCCGCAACGCCCUGCACUCUCAGCACGCUCUGUUGUACCGUCACGGACGGGGCACGAUUUAUGGUGCAGUGGCAACGGCAAACGACCUUGGCGAGUUGCUUCAUGGCGAUCGGUGGAGGAAGAACCCUGGUCAAGAUUUGAAGACGUUGGUUUUCACCUACAGUAUUGUCCCCAAGGGCAUGUAUUUCUCUGAGACCGGAACAGCAUUCUUUCAAGAUUUCAUGUCGAAGCAUGCGAUGCACGCCAACCGCGCAACGGAGGUGCUGUUUGCGGGAGAGUUUAGGUUGUACAAGGAUGAGCUCCACAACAAUGACUGGACGUUGUUGAUCGACAACAACUCGGGCACAUACGCGCCUAGCAAGGACGAGCUCCAUAACGUGCAGCUGUUGUUCCAGCUCAAUUUUCCGGACCUGGUGGUGAGGGCUGUGGACAGAGAGGAUCCGUAUUUGAAGGAGCUUGUUGAGGCAACCAAGAAGGCUGAGGCAGUCCUUGCUUCGCAACAGUCGCAACCGAUGGCGCUCUUUGGAGCCAAUGUUGGUUCAAGCGAGAAGGAGUUCCUUUUGUCUCACAACCAAGCCAAUCACCAAUGCGAGUCCUAG
Molecule: messenger RNA, 1317 nt
Organism: Linnemannia hyalina
Lineage: Eukaryota; Fungi; Mortierellomycota; Mortierellomycetes; Mortierellales; Mortierellaceae
Source: the annotation of a GenBank genome assembly